Molecule: messenger RNA, 9960 nt
Organism: Malaya genurostris
Lineage: Eukaryota; Metazoa; Arthropoda; Insecta; Diptera; Culicidae
Gene: Octalpha2R
Product: alpha-2 adrenergic receptor
Exons: 4
Coding region: 2925-4784 (619 amino acids)
Biological process (GO): adenylate cyclase-activating adrenergic receptor signaling pathway
Cellular component (GO): membrane
Molecular function (GO): G protein-coupled amine receptor activity
Source: RefSeq, a predicted model, not a curated record
GUCCCGGGCAAGUAACGAAAAAUCGACACGCGCGGUUAGUCGGGUUUCCCAGUUCCCAAUUGUUGGGCUCCUUCUGCUGAUAUCUGUGAGUGAAGGGCUAAGCUUUGCUGCACUGUUUUUUUUUCUGGCUAUCUCCAUUUCACGAGUCCACUUCCCCCCACGUCCACACACCAACCAUUCCCGUGGACCGUGGAAAGUGGCAAUCAUCGAAAGCAUCGACCGGCGGUUCGGAGUUUCGGGAUUUUUUUGUUUUUGGACCCUGUUGUUCGACACCGUCCGGACGGUGGAAAGACGGUGGUGUUAGCUGCUGGGGGCGACGGCGGUGGUCAACAAGUUAUUGCAUUCCCUUCUGUAGGACGCGUUGGACGGGCACCGUCGGGCGUCGCGGUGAGUAAUGAUUAGGCUACGCGAUUUGAAUCCUAAUCCGAGCACGAACGAUGACCGACGAUGAUGCGUUGAGCUGAAAACGACGAUGAAGUUUUGGGCGACCGACCCACCGACGGAAAAAGGCAACGGAAAUCGAUCUCCUGAAAUGUGUUGUUUUUUCCGGCUAGUUGAUUCGGCGGGUGCAAAAAGCUAUUCGAAGAUGUAACGACGAUGACAGUCGCGCCCUGAAUAGGUAAUAGGUUGUCUCCUGUAUCUCUCUCUCUUUCUGUCGUCGUCUGUUUCUCGUGCUAUCUGCCUGUCUGUCUAUCCCUUGCAUUUGCCGCUCCAGUCCAGAAGUGGUUGAAAGUCGUACGUUUUUAUUAUUCCAUUGCUUCUCGCGCUCGGUCCGGGAGUGUAAGAAAAUCUGUGGCAAAUCGCGAGCUGCUGCGAUUAAAGCGCCGCCUCAAACGUGCCAAUUGGAUCAUGAUGCCAUCAUAAUCAGAUUCGAAAUCCGUGACGAAGACAAUCGCCGACCGUUUCCAAAGGGUUUCGGGAUCAGCCUGUUGUGCCGUGCCGUGCCGUUCGGAAACAACAACAACAACAAGAACGGAGAAUAGCGCACGAGAAAUACAGGAGGACGGUUUCAGUCGUCCAUCUGAGAGGAAAUUAAAUUUUGAUGUAAAGGAACUGAUUUCUGGUGCGGCUAAGGGAAGAACCAUUGCAGAAUGACAGGUGGCAGAGGGACGAAAUGGGCAGCACCGCCGAAGGUCCUUUUUUUUGCUCACCGUGAGCUCAGUUGAGGCGAUACGGCGAAAAGCCAACAAGUGAAAGAACAACAACAACAACAACAAUUGCUUGUCAGAAGCGAAGAAGCAGCGAAGUGAUUGUCUGUGUGGUGAUUCAAAUGUGUGAUACCGUAACCGUGAAGAAGAUAAAUGGAAAUUAUAUAAACGCGGAGAUAGCAUUUCUGUGUUCGGGGUAUUUUUUUCUUCCUCGCUACUGCUGCUGUUGAACAGCGAGAAGAAUUAGAGAAAUUGUUCGUGUGUCUGUGUUAACGUGCAAAGGAUCUCCGCUGAUAACGAGAUAGAUAGUAGAAAGAAGCAAAAAAAAAAACGGAACGAGAUCGGAAGGCAACAUUCGUCUAGCGUUUAGAUUUUUUUUUCAACCAAAGUGAAACGAUAACGAGAAGAAGAAAAAAAGCGCAGCAGGCGGCGCGAAGAACAGGAAACUUCUUGUUGGAAAGGAUUCAACCUGGCGCAGGAAUAAUCAUCUGCAGAAUUCAACGAUCACGAAACCACCGGUCGUUUCGCCGCCGUCUGACACAUCGGUUCGCUACGCCGGGUAGCACCGUGUCUUCGCACGAUCAUCGGUCGUCGGUCGACUUUGGCAACGGGGCCACCAGUGGCCACCUUCGGAAGCGGCACAAUCACGAACGAAGCUACCACCAUUGGAGGAAACCGUAGUGGCAGUACUUCAACAACGCCAGUGUUGCCAGGGCGCCCAGUGCGAGUUCGGUGCGCUACCAGCAGUACGCCUACCAUCCGAUCGGCCGUGCGCCGGAAGAAGCGCCGGAGACGAAAGAAAAACAGCGACCACUAUGGGCCACUACCGGGUGGCGUUAAUGGCGUUAAUUUACAAUCCAACACCAACAGUAGCGUGAACAAUUGUAGAGUAGAGAGUGAUCGGUGGGGAACGUGGAAUUGAAUAAGAAGAAGAAGAAUAAGAAGGAAAGGCGAGAUCAGGAGUUGCCAGUCGAUUUCUGUGUUUUGUGCGAUCGUUUCCGUUCCGUUUCUUCAGUGUUUUGGUUCGAGUUUUCUAGAUAAAUAGUUAUCGAAAGUUAAUUGCGGUUUGACCGACGUUUUGACGGACGUCCUGUCGAACACACUUUUUCACAGCCGAUUCCCCGGGGGCCGAGAGGAGCACACGACUGUAGCGGAAAAUCGGAAUUUCGGAGUAAAACGGGUAUCCCAAUCAUUGUUGUUUCGUGUCGUACUACGUAGCAACAAUACUCAAGUAAUCAAACAAAAAUUUAAAAAAAAGGAACAAAAUUAAGCAUACGCCACGCGCUUAAAUUAUCUUUGGCCGCACACGUGCACAAACAAAAUGCAGUUGGCUAUUGGGUUUCGCCACUAGGUAGUACAUACGUAGCUUGUCAGUGUGAGUGUGUUUCGGUAAAGCAAAUCAGCAGAAAGCAUCCAGUGUGCGAUAGUGUAAAUAGGAAAAAAAAUUUUCUAUCAUAGCCGUGUCUAUCCGUAGCUUGCAAAAAAAACUCGCAUUAGUGAGUCGGUCAUUGAGAUCUAAAAUAUUUAGCAAAUCAAAAUAUAAAUAAACACACAUAUUUAGUUUAAUUCGUACAUUACGAAAGCCAACAGAAAAAAAAAAUCCAAACUGUCGGGAGAUUGUGGGACCAGCCAAUUACACUGUUUGUCACUCCGAAUGUAUUACCAAACGGCGAGGCUAGCCUAGACCCUCUAGCUUGCGCGCGUGUGUGUGUGUUUGUUUGUUGUAGUCAUCCAAUUCGGUAGGAAGAGAACACAAGACUACCAGCAGCCAUCACGAUGGAUUAUCCGUUGAUUACGACGGGUAACAUCUCGCAGGAGGACUUCCUGGCCAUUGUCGGUGGGAACUCUUCGCUGGCGGGACUUAUGCACGGUUCCGCGACGAAUUCGUUGAAUGAUUCCCUGAACGGCGUGAUGGCCACCGGCGGUGACAAUCGGACUAUCUUUACUGGCUACCCGAGCGGAUACACACUGCCGCACAUCAUUAUCGCAUCAAUUAUCGUGACAAUACUAAUGAUAGUCAUCGUAGUCGGUAACAUGCUGGUGAUCAUCGCGAUCGCCACCGAGAAGGCCCUGAAGAACAUCCAGAACUGGUUCAUUGCGUCGCUAGCGGUGGCGGACUUCUUUCUCGGUCUGGUCAUCAUGCCGUUCUCGCUGGCCAACGAACUGAUGGGUUACUGGAUCUUCGGGAACUGGUGGUGCGAUAUCCAUUCGGCCAUGGACGUGCUGCUGUGCACGUCGUCGAUUAUGAACCUGUGUCUGAUCUCACUCGAUCGGUACUGGAGCAUCACCAAAGCGAUCGAAUAUCUCAAGUCUAGGACACCGGGCCGGGCGGCAUUUAUGAUUGCGGCGGUGUGGAUCAUGUCGGCACUGGUUUGCAUACCGCCGCUGCUGGGUUGGAAGGCACCCCGUCCGGAGGAGCACGUCGAGCUGCCACAGUGUCAGCUGAGUCAGGACAUUGGCUACGUACUCUACUCGGCGCUCGGGUCGUUCUACAUACCGAGCUGCAUCAUGGUGUUCGUGUACAUUAGGAUCUACUAUGCGGCGAAGGCACGAGCCCGCCGGGGGAUACGGAAAAAGCCUCUGAAGCCACCCAGUGAACAGGAUACCAGCUUUACGCGAACGAACCCGAUGCCAUCGCUACCCAGUGCCUCAUCAGUAUCGGUCGGUGCCGUGGCCACUAGUGCCAAUGGUCAGCAUCCGACCAGCGCUGCCAACAGUAACAUCAACAACAACAAUAAUAACAGUUUGAGCAACAACACCGGCCAACCGCCACAGCAGCAGCAGCAAAUAGCGACAAUAGAACCGCCACCACGAGGACUAGCCGGUGGUGGUGGUGGUGGUGCUGGAUGUGGCACGACUAUGUCCAUCCCGGUGGUGACCUGCGAUUUUGCCUCGGACAUGUCGACCAGUGAGGCAGCGGAUCACGACCACGCAGCAGCAAUACAGGAAAUGAAAGAUACGCUCAAGGUGGGGACACCGAUGAGCGGCUUGACCUCACUGCCUUUGCUCCGGGGGAAUAACGGAGCGGCGGCGAACUCCGGUGCGGCAGUCAGUCCGGGGAUUUCGCCGCGAAACCGGGCCCUCUCGGUAGGCAUCGAGACGGACAUGGUGAGUGAGUUCGAUCCGUCCAGUUCGGAUUCCGGUGUGGUCAGUAGGUGUGCGGUGGUGAAACCGCUCAAGUUCAGGCUGUGUCAACCGAUAUUCGGACAACGGGGUAGGGGUAGAAAUAAGACUAAAGCCAUGGUGAACUGUGCGGGUGCGGGUGGGGCUGGCAUGGGACAGCAAACGAUUUCCAUAUCGGCCCGGCAGACCGAUAGUGCUUGUAGCGAGAUGGAACCGGCACUGCCCAAAGCCAAACCACGGGAUCCGGAGAAAGAGAAACGGCGGAUAGCGAGAAAGAAGGAAAAACGGGCCACUUUGAUCCUUGGACUGAUCAUGGGCAGUUUCAUAGCCUGCUGGUUGCCGUUUUUCUUUCUCUACAUUCUGGUGCCGGUUUGUAAGGACUGUCACAUACCGGACAUUGCAUUUUCGCUAGCAUUCUGGCUAGGCUACAUGAACUCGGCCCUGAAUCCGGCCAUCUACACCAUCUUCAACAAGGACUUCCGGCGGGCUUUCCGACGGAUCCUGUUCAAGUGAUGUUUGGCGUACGUGUGCUGCUACCGCUGCGUUUCCCGAAGCAUCGAGAAAGCUACGGAACGGGCAGUCAGUGGCGCACAACUCGGCGGUGGAGGCUACCGGGGCGGUUACCUGCGAUAACCCCAUUCAGUUGUAUUGACCAAAAAAUCUUGCCAGUUCUUCGUCAAAACAUCGGAAUCCCUAGCACCGACAUCGUGUCUAAUAAUCUAAGACUUUAACACCAAGUGUCCACAAGCACAACAUAACACUCACACUCACACUGACACUCUCACACAGAGACUCCAGGAAACACGAAAAAAUCUUCUAGCACACCGCAAAUACAUCACACACACAUACAUAGAAUCGAGUCCCACCCGAAACGAGGGCUGAUGAAUUUAACUGUUAGAAAGACUUAUUGUAAACGAACUCGCAAAUUUUAUACCAAGCACUAUCUAUACUUUCAAGUUUAGAUGUCGAAACGUCGUCUACUAGCUCCCACCUCACUCACCCGCAACCCCACCAACAUCUAGCAGCAGGGCUGGACCCGGUUCGAAAGACAUUCGGUGGGAUGUUCUCCGUUCCCUCCCUUUCGAACACAAGAGUUAGAGAGAGCAAAAGUUGGAGAGUACAGGGGAAUAAUUAACAAAAAAAAAACGAUAGCGUAAGCAAUAAUUGUAAUCUCAAAUCUUGAGUUUCAAAUUAUUAGCAAUAGGUUUCGAUUAAUAUUUAGUGAAGAAAGAAAAAAAAGUCAAGUCAAAAUAUACUAGCGUAGAAACUUUUUUGAGGUUAGAAUCAAACCGAACAGUAACGUAUAGGAAUCGUGUAAAAAAGAAGCAUAACAAACUCUAGGAGAUAAAUACCGGUAAAACACUAAAAACUAGCUACAAUUUGUAUGACCUGGGCCACAGCCGGUCGUCUGGUGCGAAAAUUAGCCCCCUAUUUAGUACGCCACCGGACGAACGACUCCGCCCAGCUGUAAAUAGUGUAAAUAUCUUCAACUCAUCUCGGCACUCAUAAUCACUCACACACUCACUCACAUGUUCUAUAGAUCAAAUAUUCAUUCAAACGAACAAUGUUUUAAUCAAGCAAUAAAUCCACGCCUUUGCGGCGAUUCCGAUGGGUCGUGGGUCACCAAACUGUGUGUGUACAUAACCUACAAACUAAACAAAAAAAAAACACCUAAAGAAAUUGAAAAAUAUUGUUAGUGUUCUAUGAAAUUUUAAAAAAGUGGUAAUCAAAAGCUCGUUCUGUACAUGGGUGUUAUUUUCCUAGUGGGAUAGUGUUGAUUCUUAUACAAGCAGAAAGCAGCAAAACAAAACAAAAAUACAGAAAACAGGUGAAACGUCUGUCAAAUGCCCACUAUAUAGUUUUGAUAUAUUCUAAUAACUGUUGCCAGAGUAUUAAUAUGUAUGAAAAUUUACACUUUUUACAAAUCCAUCUCGCGCGGUACACAGCGAAAACGUUUGCGCGACUAACCUAUGACCUCGUCAAACGGCAAACGGGAAAAUUAGAAAGAAAAAAAAACUAAAACAAAAACCAAUAUGAAAGAAAUCAAGUGAAAAUUCUUCGCCCUCCCUUCGCCGCAGCGUUGCCAGAUGCAAUCGGAAGGGAAAUGAUAAAAAAGAAAUUUGCAAAACAGCUGCCCAUCCCGGUGUUCCCGGGGCACUCCGAACUUCUCUACCUGCAUUCUACACUGUAAAGAAUAUACCGACAGCCCGGGGGCCGAGCCGGUGGUGCCAGCUGUUCUCUUCCUUGUACAGUCGGAUCGUUUCCCCUAGUCUGGCAUCCAAGGAGGCCGAGGGCGCAUAAAUUUAGGCAGUUGUGUCCGAACCCCCGCGAACCGAACGCGGAAAAUGCAACCGUACAUACACAUGAAGUUAGUUCAGAAUGUUUAGUAUUCUAAAUUCAUACGAUUAGUAAUCAAACAGCUAGGUGUAUAUUUUUCUUCCCACGAAUUCAAACACUAGCGGUAACCUCGCUCGUCGGCGGAUAAUCCGGCGGUUUUUUUGGUGUUUUAAAGCGAGCGAUUCAUUAGUGUCUAUCGAAAUUCAAAAGUCGCCCCAAAAGUGGAGGAACUGGAAGAGUAAAAAAAAAACAUCCAGUAAGUAGAUUAUUCGAAUAAAAAAAAGUAAAUAUUUUUAUACAAUUACAAUUGAUGUUGUUAGGUAAAGUAAAACUAAAACAAACAAAAUCAAAAAAUAAACAAAAAUUGUGGCGUAAAGUUACUACUUAGUUACCAACUCCAAUUUGCACGCACCAUCUAAGGGAAGUCACAGUUAUCACCAACACCAUCACCUCAUUACUACUCAUCGCUACACACACAGAAAAAAAAAACGCAUAUAAAUUGAAUGUUGAAUUUUGUCGGAUACUACAGUUAUUGUAUACAACUACUGAGCGUGUGUGCAUAGAAAAAAGGAGAAAAAACAAGAACAAACGGCAAAGGUUUCUAUAUUAUUGAAUGAUUAUUAUUAUUGUUCUAAUUAUUAUCAUCUUGAUUGUUAUUAUCCGAACAAAAUCAUUAAACAAGCGCGUGAACUAAAUCUCGUAGCAUUAGAGUAAGUCAGACUAAACGUGAAUUACGAAUUGUACAUCCUUCUCAUGAACAAACAAACUACAGCCCUUCGACCGAUUCGGAAUCGACUAGCAUUCGGCAGACUUUGUACAUUUGGGAAACAGUACUACCUUCAAAGUAAAACCGAAAAACCAGUGGAAGAAGUGGUUUGGUUUACUCGAUUUGAAACCACCUGCGACGGGUAGCUGUGUCGAUAAAGUAGAUACGCGAUAUAGUAGAGCUAACCGAAGAGAAACAGUGCGUAUUUCGUCCGCAGCUCUGGUCGGAGUUUGUCGGGAAAAGUCAAUUAUUCGAUACAAAUAAGAACAUUCCUUUUUUCUCGUACAAUGAUUAGUUAUUACAACUUGAAACUACCGCAAGCUUAAGUGAAUUGAAUUUGCGUUUGUGACACGACUAUUUGCUUGAUUUUUUGACGAUAAUAUUUAUGAAGUAUUCAACGCAUCAACAUAAUUCUUUCUCCAUGCCAUCAGAAAUAUUUUUAUUUUCAAGCUUCUGAAUAUUUUUGGAACUAUUUUCUUGACUAAAUUUUGGAACUGGAUUCAGUUCCUUAAUUUGUAAUCGAAAUUCCAGAAUUCUGAUUCAGAAACUCAAUUUCAAAAUUCCGUUUCAGAAAUUCAAUUUCAGAAUUUUGGAAACAAGUGACUUUUAGAAAGACUUUAAGAUCUGAACUCCGAAUCUGAAUUUUGGAACUGACUUCUGAAGAAGAAUUUAAUUCCUGUUGUGGAACUAAGUUCGGAACUUGAAUUAUGCGACUAGAUUUUUGAACUUAUUUUAGUUAAGCUAAAUUUUAUACAGAAUUAGGGUUAACACCUCGAAUACCUCUCUCGCACGGCAUCAAUUUUAUUCGGGGAAAAACAGAUCCUUAUAUAUGCAUAACCAUAGAUCUAACUACCGGAAACCAGACGAUACGUGGGAUAUGCUCAUUGUUUUGUCUCAUUCCUCUCAUGAUUCUUUGGUCAAAAGUAAUGUGUCAGUCAACAGAUGGUAUGUUAAGAUCUGAUUUUUCAUUGAAACGGAGGCUGAUCAAAAUUAAACUAAGAACGCAGGUUCGAGUCCUGUCUCUGAGCGUAUCUUUUUCCAAUAAUUCAUUUUCUGUUAGUUUUUCAUUCAUUUGGCUUCUCCAAUAAGAAGUGUAUCGAAAAGUAGUUAGCAACAUUGAUUAUUGAAUAAAAAAGCGAAAACAAAACAUAUUUUGACAUCAGUUUUUGAUAUAUUGUAGAAAAAAAACAUUUUUAUGCAUUUCACUGAUUAUAUUGAAGAAAAUCAUAGUUUCUGUGAAACGCUCAAACUUUGGACUUGACAUUCUUCAUUAAAUUCUGCACAGUUACUUUUGUGGCUUUCCUGGUGGCAGCUGUCCAGUUUUUUUUUUGAUCUCCUGCAUGUUUUGGGACACUGUACCUUCCUUCCGAAAGUGCCGCUUGACAAUUGCCCAAUACCUUUCAAUUGGCCAAAGAUCCCGGCAGUUCGGUGGGUUGAUGUCCUUUUCCACGAAUUGUACAUUAUUUUUUGACAACCACUGUAUAACGGAGCUGGCGUAGUGGGCUGAAGCCAAAUCCGGCCAGAAGAGAGGAGGAGUCUUAUGCUUUCUGUACAGUGGCAACAUUCUCUUCUUCAAACAUUCUUCCUCGUACACCUUGGCGCUAAUGCCAGACCAACACCUUCUGCCCAAACUUUUCCAUCGCCACCGUGGUGUCAGCGUCGUCCAGGUCCUGGUACACCGAUUUAUUGCGGUCCGGGCAGCGCUCGAGAGUCUUCCUUGGCGUAGGUUACGUCGUCGAUGCAUCCGUCUUUAUUCUGUAGAAUCCGGUUAUACAGUUUUCGCGCUCUUGUUUUGGCCUGAACUUGCUGUACCAGGGACUUUUUCGGCACCUUCUGUUUCUUGUACGUUUUCAGGGAGUUCCGAACUUUGAUCCGUUGAAUCAUCCCGAUGCUGGUGUUGAACUGCUUGGCCAAAUCCCGCGUCGACGCCGAUGGGUUUUUCCUGAUGUACUCAACCACUUUUAAGUCCCGGCCGGGCUGGCUUGGACCCGUUUUCCUACCGGAUCGGGGCAAAUCCUCCAUGGAAAGGGUCUUACCGAACUUCUCGAUAAUAUUUUUGACACUGGUGUGGUGUACUUUCACCCGUUUUGCAAUUUCGUUGUACGUGGCACCACUUUCUGAGCUCCAAGUGUGCAGAAUUUUCUUUCGCGUUUCCGGAUCAAUUCGACUCAUCAUUGAAACGAUAAACCGUACCGAAACCGAUCGAUUGCGAAGCGCUCGAUUGCGAUUACGCUGCAAAAAAAUUAAGCCAUUUCAGAGUAAUAACUGUUUGAAUGUUGCUAACUAUUUAUCGAUACACUCCUUAAGUAUCAAAAUUGUGUUCUUUCAUUCGUUUGCCCUUUUAGUCAUUUGCUGUUUUCAGUGAAAAUCCUACAGUAUGCAGUGUCGGUAUUCAACCGAAGCUUUGAGAAUCGAAAAUGACAGAAAAAGGUUUCACAAUGGCUUUUACCUGUUGGUGCUCGAAUUUGUAGUAGUUUUGGUUUCCAAAGAGGUUCUGGGAUUUAAUUACUUCGAUUUGUCAUAUUUUAGUCACUCUUUAUUGCCAAGUGUCACAGAUUUUCAAUACUUCCUGCAGACGUUUAUCGU